AGUCAGUUGUUCAACCCAAGUUUUUACUUGUUAUCAAAUAAAUGGCCCAACUGGAUUAUGUUACGUUACUUCUGUCACGUACAUACUAUGAAAAUAUUUGAGCAAAAGUAGGCGGACAUACACAGUUUACUUAGUGUUUCAAAUUAUAAGUGCAUAAGUCAAAAGAGGAAGAGUUUCCUAUUCCUGAAUAAUGGCGAUACUAGGAGAAUUAGGGAACGAAGACGAAGGCUUACUGUAUGAAGUAGAUGAUCACGGCAGAGAGGAGCUUGUCAGGUCAGUGGAAUCAACACAUCGAGUGUUUAUACGUUACACAAAUGUUACUUCGCGGCCUGUGAAUAUCUGGUGGAGAGACUACUCCGGACGUCGCCGUUUCUACGCGUGCCUGAAGCCGUCAGAGUUCUGCGAUAUUAACACUUUCGCUACUCACCCUUGGGAGUUCACGGAUGUGGCGACCGGUGAGCGCUUCAAUAUCGGGCCGCAAGCUAUCUUUAGAGCUCCAGUACGACAAGAUGCGCGUUUUAGAAGUAAUUGGAACAUAAGUGUGAGUCUCCGGUCUCUCCGAGACACUGCUCUGUUGCAAGUAGCACUAUCUGUGUCGGACCCACGGCAGGUAGACUCAUUAGGCCUCCCGAGGACUCUUUCAGAGGAUGUGAAGCAGCUUACUCAAGUUAUUCAAGUCUCCAAACAGACACACAGGGAUCCGUGACACAUGGAUUAUAGCGAUAUUGACGUAGUUAUGCCGUCACAAUCAACAUCCUCAAUUAAAGUUUUUGUUAUUGACAUGAGUGUUGCUGUGAUUAUCAGUGUUAUCUAUCAGUGGGGAUAUUUUGAAGACUCGCUCGUGCCAUGGAUUUCUAGUGUUGCUUCGGGACUAUUAGCGUGGGGGUGGGUGCAUAUCAGACAUUAUAUCUUCUAGUUCUAAGAAACAAGUGAUAUUUAAGCUUUUGUUAUGAUAAAUGUGAAAAUAAUGUAUUUAAACAUUAGAAUUGUUUAAGAUAAUAGAUAUAUAUGUUUUUGUAAUAUUAGA
Leguminivora glycinivorella is the source of this 1027-nucleotide messenger RNA. RefSeq names its product protein Vhl (gene Vhl). The coding region runs from base 191 to 706 and encodes 171 amino acids. The transcript has a single exon. Lineage: Eukaryota; Metazoa; Arthropoda; Insecta; Lepidoptera; Tortricidae. The record is from RefSeq and is a predicted model, not a curated record.